Molecule: messenger RNA, 2220 nt
Organism: Aspergillus oryzae RIB40
Lineage: Eukaryota; Fungi; Ascomycota; Eurotiomycetes; Eurotiales; Aspergillaceae
Product: fungal specific transcription factor domain-containing protein
Exons: 4
Coding region: 1-2220 (739 amino acids)
Biological process (GO): DNA-templated transcription
Molecular function (GO): DNA binding; zinc ion binding
Source: RefSeq, a predicted model, not a curated record
AUGCAAGGAAUCUCCCUUGAUACGGAUACUCUCUCCCAGAUGGCAAAUGCCCUCGCGUCGAAUCAAGAGCAUCCCAGGGAACCCCCUCUAGAACCCGAAGAGGUCGAUGGACUCCCUAUCGAUGACGAAGCAUGUACAAUUGACCCGGUUGAAGAUACUACAACUCAUUAUUCUGGGGAAUUCUCAUACUGGAACUUUUCCAUGCGCAUCAAACACCAGAUUGAACAUCAAACCCGGCGAUCACUUGCUCAGCACACUCGUAAUGCCGAUCAGCGGGUCUUUGAGUACUGGCGAGCGCAACAACUACGUUCUGGCCAGAGUCACCUAUCCGCCGCCAUUUCCUCCUGUCCGCCACGACAAAUAGCCAGGUUUCUGGCUAACACCUUUUUCAAGUACGCUGAAACACAUUACUUUUUUGUCCAAAAGAGGUGGUUCUUCGAGAACCUCAACGUGCUUUAUAGCGACCCUGGCAGCUUUGGUAGGAAGGGUGCUGCUGUCAUAAGCAUUUUGCUUACCGUAUUCGCGGUUGGGACACAGUAUGCGUACUUGGACUCGCCCAGUCACAAUACAACGAGCGAUGGAGACUUCUCGGAAGAUGACAUUGGUGCCAACUUCUAUCAGAAUGCGGUCCGACUAUUACCUGAAAUUAUCGAAUCGUCUUGUUUAGAAAGCGUUCAGGCAUGCCUACUCUUCGGGUUUUACUCAUUGCCAAUUGAUGCGUCCGGCCUCGGCUAUAUCUAUAUCAACCUCGCCGUGCGACUCGCUAUGCAGAAUGGUAUGCAUCGGAAGUGUAAAAGUGACGUGUUCAACCCAGAUAUGAUUGAGACGCGGAAUCGCACAAUGGUUGUAUGGACUGAGUACAAAGCUGAUCGCGGGUUCGCAGAAAAGUAUCUAUUUUCCACGGGCGACCUUUAUCCGUUCUGCGAUCAGAUGUCGACACAGAUGUCCCCGAGUAUCGCGAAGGGAUGCACAUCGAACAUCCUCCUUGGAAUAUUGCACGCGCUGUCACAUCUGUCCAACUUAUCCAUUUUCUUGAAGACUUCUUCCAUGAAUUGUGAGCGCCGAAUCCACCCGUUAGACUUAGUACUGCAAAACACUGACGUUGGGUCUAGAUCUCUCCUGCGACAUUGUGAAAAGAAAGCAGUACCGAAUAUCUUGGCUCGUUUGUGGGACAAGAAACGCGCUAUGGCAGAUUGGUGGGAUUCAAUGCCACAAGAUGUACUUGGUGGCUCAAGUCAACCACAGAAUCUAAGCCGCGCUGCAGUGCAUCUGCGCCUUGAGUAUUGUCUAGUCAAUAUGUUUAUCGGACGGCCAUUUCUCCUUAGAGACCGGACCACACAAUCCCCCCGAAGCUCUCCAGCUGGACCAGAAUUCACAAGUACAGGAGGCGAAAAUGGCGAGGGCUCCAGUCCAAAGCAGACAUCUAGUACACAGAGUCUCGUCAAGGACUGCACAGAGGCUGCAACGGAGGUGAUUCGACUUUGUCAAAUACUGCAAAACAAUGGUCCGGGUCUCGCCAGAGCUUCCUACAUUGAAUACAGUUCGUGUCGGGCCUCACUACUAGUGUUGAUCGCCUACUCCAUCCAGAACCGUUCGGCGGAGUACCACAAAACACUACAAGACGGGCUGGAUAUGAUCCGCGAAAUGGCAGCCUCUGGGGACUCGGCACGAUCGGAGGUGGCGCUAAUUGAGGCGCUGGAACGAGCUCUUGCUCGUUUGCAUUCCGAAGCACAACCUACACAGCCGAGUGAUUUCCCCUCAGAGACAAUACCUACGAUGUCAGACUAUGAAGCAUUCAAGCAAUGGGGAUCAUCCUGGAGGAGCGGUGGGGCACUGAAUAUGUGCGACAAUGUUGCUGUCCCUGAAACAACUGCUGUAGUGUCAGCCGGCUCUGCACUGCCGCCUGUGAACUCGGAUCCCAACUCGGUUGGUUAUAUGGAGCCUCUGAAUCUCACUGCGUCAUCAAAUGAGUCCCGUCGAGAUAUGCAGAUGGACGCCCUCAAUGCGUGGGACCCGGUCAAUGAGUUAUCCAUCUUUGGUGCCGGCAAUCUAGCACUGUCAUCGGCAUGGCCGACACAGACAGAAACGCAAGUGCUUGAGCAAUUCCUUGCCGUGCCCGAGGCUGGCUUCGUGCCUCGUCUUGAAGCCGAUCGCCACGGUGGUUUCGCACAAAUGUUUCCCUACCGAGCGUCCCAAGACGCCAGGACAUCUCCACGCUGA